Messenger RNA from Anopheles stephensi (Asian malaria mosquito), 1435 nucleotides. RefSeq lists its product as uncharacterized. NCBI's taxonomy places the organism in Eukaryota, Metazoa, Arthropoda, Insecta, Diptera, Culicidae. The coding region runs from base 123 to 1148 and encodes 341 amino acids. The transcript has 6 exons. The record is from RefSeq and is a predicted model, not a curated record.
ACUCGUAGUAGCAUGGUUGGUUUGUUGCAUCACGCCAAACAGGAAAAAUUUCCAGUCCGAACCACAACGUCCGCGGAUUCGUGAGUUUUACUUAAAACUGUCCAUUUAUAGCAGCAGCCAUCAUGCCACGCAGAAAGCCAAUCACCAAACUGGGCGUCUUUGGAAAAUGUGACCUAAAUCCGGAACAGGCGGUAGAAAAUUACUUUGAGUCGAAAUUGAACAACAAGUGUUACGUUAACGUUCCGGGAUGGGAUGUCGCUCGCAACGGGUUCGAGCUGAAGGGCAUCCACAAUGAUCGUGAGUACAUGGAAAUCACCAAGGAACAGCACCGGAUGCGCGAGCAAGCCCAGCGGCAGGUGCUGGUGAACCGAAAGCGGUUGGAGCAGACGACCGAGCUGCUGCAGCGAAUGCGGGCCGAAUUUGUUGAGCUGAACGAUUUCCUUAAAGAUUGCGAGAUGAAGGAACAAACUGCGCUCGAUACGGUCAAACGGGAAAAGGAAAAACACGAACAGUACGGACAAAGGAUUGCACAGCUCGAGACGGAUCUGGAAAAGCUGGACGAGUUCGUAAUGAAGUACGAGCAAACGAUCAACACCUUUGAACCGUUUGAGAAAGUUAUGGAACAGACAAUCGCCGAAUCGAAGAGCUACGACAAUAUGCAGGAUCUUAUUCAGCGCUGCGAUUCGCUGCUGCUGGCGCAGGUAGAAAUUUCCGCAGUGGAGCAACAAAAGAUCCAGGAAAUAGAGGAAAUUCGUCAAAAUCUGUUCAAGGCAACCAAGACGGCACUGCACAUCAUCACCGGUUUGAAUAAUGAUCUGUCGGAGCUGCUGACCCAAUACGUUGCCGCCAAGGAGGAGGGCCUGCGUUGGGAGAAAUCGGUCACCGUCGUCAAAAGCUACAUGGUGGAGAACGAGUCGAGCAUCAACUGUCUGCUGGACGCGAUCAACCACGUGUACAUGCUGCUGCGCAAACGGCGCGGUUCCGCACCGACCGCACCACGUGGCGACGUCGAAACGCAGCUGGACCACAUCAAGGAGGAGAUCGAGAUUCUGCACGAUGUGCGCAAGCAGGCGGCUGCCAAGCUGCACAACGAUGGGCACAGUCUGUGCGGGGAGAAGGGAACGGAGCGGCGCAAAACGGCACUGUAAUUCGGACACAACACACACACACACACGUCGGGCACACGUCUGCUGGAGGUUUGAGUUUGACAACUUUGAGUUUAUUCAUUUGUAGUUUUCGCGCUUAUUAUUAUUGUUUUCUGUUCUGUCUUUCACUAAGUGUUUGUGUGUGUGUGUGUGUGUGCGUGUGUGUGUUUACUCAUAGAUGAAACGAUAGCAUUUAAUUUUUAAUCAACCAGUGUACUAGUCAGUAGUAGUAGGGUUUUUCGAGUUUCUGUUCUGUGUUUUCUUCCUCGUUUGCGUUCACUUUCUUUCCG